Messenger RNA from Bombyx mori (domestic silkworm), 998 nucleotides. RefSeq names its product venom peptide SjAPI. The transcript has 4 exons. NCBI's taxonomy places the organism in Eukaryota, Metazoa, Arthropoda, Insecta, Lepidoptera, Bombycidae. Bases 635 to 925 code for a protein of 96 amino acids. The record is from RefSeq and is a predicted model, not a curated record.
UGUUGUGUUUGAAUAAUAAAACUAAAAUGAAUUUCAUCGAACAAUCACUGAAAGGCAAAACAAGGAGAUUAAGUUUUUCUAUUUUUAAUGACUUCAAUACGAAGACUGCUAUCGCAGUUUGGAGCACUGAAGAAUUCGACUUUCCGUACAACCUUUUGUGUCUUGUUAAUAUAAUAACCCUUUAUAACCGUGUACAAUUUCACUUGUUUCGCGGUCUUCAAUCGACAUACAUCUGACAUUAACAGUGACAAAUUAAAAUGAGAAUACUAUUGAUAUUGGCUCUUCUUUUAUGUAAGUCACUAUUUGAAAUUUUAAACCGGUUUGGAUAUUAUGACCUUAACACAAAAGUCAUAUUACAGAUAACAUCAUUGCAUUAGCAACGAGACCUAACUAUGAUUAUGAAGACGAUAUUAACAAAAGACUUAUAAGUGAAAGGAGAAAUUCAAGACAAAAGGCUUUAUUGAAAUCAGACGACCAUAAAGACUGGGAUACUCGACGACGGUUUGAAUAUGACCGAUUCCUUGACGAUUCUGACGUUAAGAGCCAUACUGGUGUCGAUAGAAUUAGAGAAGCCGAAUCAUAUCGACAACACUAUGAAGAUCCUGAUAAAUGGAACAACGGCGCGACGAAAAGUAUGGAAAUGACACACGCCGCAAUAUUUUCGGAAAAAGACCAGGAAAAGAAGUACCCGUUUGUAAUGAAUUGUGAGAGACCUCAUGAAAGGUACGAAGCGUGCUUCGCUGGCUGUGCUUCAGUAACCUGCGACAACCCCCGAGACCGACUGCGGCCGUGCUACCCUUUCUGCGAACCUGGUUGCAUUUGCGUUCACCCCUAUGUGAGAGAUGAUCGGACACACAAAUGCGUCUUGCCUGAAGAUUGUACCAAGGGCUUAAAAGGUAUUCCUGAUCUUGGUGACGACCGGUAGAAAUGAAAUGACCAUAUGCAUACAUAUAUAUGUUAUAAUCUAUUUUUGUUAAAUAAACUUUUUUACUACUGCA